Entelurus aequoreus (snake pipefish) is the source of this 3958-nucleotide messenger RNA. Its product is annotated as elongation factor 1-alpha-like. Gene Ontology annotation, biological process: translation; translational elongation. Gene Ontology annotation, molecular function: translation elongation factor activity; GTP binding; GTPase activity. NCBI's taxonomy places the organism in Eukaryota, Metazoa, Chordata, Actinopteri, Syngnathiformes, Syngnathidae. The coding region runs from base 2552 to 3880 and encodes 442 amino acids. The record is from RefSeq and is a predicted model, not a curated record. The transcript is spliced from 8 exons.
AUUUAUUAUGUUUUAUAUUCUUUUGUUUUUUCAAUUUCUCUUUUUUUCCCGUUAUAUUAUGUUUAUUAUUUAUUAUUUAUUAUGUUUUAUAUUCAUUUAUUUUUUCAAUUUCUCUUCUUUUUUCGUUAUAUUAUGUUUAUUAUUUAUUAUUUAUUAUGUUUUAUAUUCAUUUAUUUUUUCAAUUUCUCUUUUUUUCGUUAUAUUAUGAUUAUUAUUUAUUAUGUUUUAUAUUCAUUUAUUUUUUCAAUUCCUCUUCUUUUUUCGUUAUAUUAUGUUUAUUAUUUAUUAUGUUUUAUAUUCAUUUAUUUUUUCAAUUCCUCUUUUUUUUCCGUUAUAUUAUGUUUAUUAUUUAUUAUUUAUUAUGUUUUAUAUUCAUUUAUUUUUUCAAUUUCUCUUUUUUUUUCGUUAUAUUAUGUUUAUUAUUUAUUAUGUUUUAUAUCUUCAUUUCUUUUAUUUCUUUGUCAUCUUAAUAAAUAUCUAUCUUUCAUUUCUUAUGCUAGUUGACAAUAAUAAAAGGCAUUUCUUUAAUUUUUUAUAUUCAAUGUCACUAGUCAAUAUCACAGUCACUUCCUAUUUGUAGUUGUAGACUGGGGUCCGCGCUUUGAACCAAGAUCUGUUAAGCUUUCCUACGCUUUGAGUCAAGCUUUGCUGAGCUUUGUCAGGCUUUGUCAGGCUUUGAUACGCUCUCGGCGCUUUAUUCCAUCCUUGACAGAGCGCCAAAUUUUUUAAAACCGUUUAAAAAAUGUUGGCGAACUUGCCGCAUGUCCCGCUUCACUACAAGCUUUCCCACGAUCCAUUACGACCCUCACGCUUUAAUCAGGCUUUGUUACGCUUUAAAGCGCCGUCAAAGCGCCGUUGGUGUGAACCUAGCAUAAAUGACUCAAAUGUCCGGCAUUUUGAGUAUUGUUUACACAACGUGCAGUACGCUACUUAAUAUGUCCGUGUGGAAACUCGUUCGGUACACCUCUGCACCGAACCGAAACCCCUGUACCGAAACGGUUCAAUACAAAUACACGUACCGUUACACCCCUAUUAAUACAUAAUAAAUGUUUCGUAAAUAAACUGUCAAUAAAAUGAAAGUGUGUAUGAAAAUACAGCUUCACUUUAGUCAUAGUUUUUGCGCUUAAGAAACUUCUCAAAGACUUGAGCUCCAGUCUUCUUCUGUUUGUUUGAGAUUGUCACUACUGCGACAAGUGGUGGAAAAUUGUAUUACAACUGAGUACCGCUGCGACCCGUAAGGACCACAGCUGAGAAACAGCCCUAUGGUUAAGAAAUACUGGUUUAAACCCAGACUGAAAGACCUCUAAAAUGUCAUGGUCCCCUGAAAAAGUGUUUAACUGGGUAAAAAAAACAUAUUUGAAGGGAAGGGCAGUUUAGAAAUGGGCCUCAAAUGAGCUAAAACAGGAUUGCCCAGACCAGGUUUCUUUAAAAGGGUUUUAACUAUGGCAAGACAAACUGCUAUUUGAAAUGUUAAUAACAGGCUGUCCUAUGCAAGAAAAACAUUGGUUUUAAAUGCAGGAGAGACCGCAUCGUGGGGGACCCUGAGGGCUUCACAUGAUUGACUAACUCUUGUAACUGUGGCAGCGUCACUUGCUCAAACUGAUUAAACAGAGCAGAGUAGUGAAAGGGGACACAAGGAUCCGAGGUCAGAGCAGAAAAACCAUUGCACAACUCAGGAGAUAUUGGAACGGUACCCGUGGGGCGAUUGGUGUGCUCAAGCCCCGCAUGGUGGUCACCUUUGCUCCCCUCCAUCUGACCACUGAGGUCAAGACGUCCGUGGAGAUGCACCAAGACUCUCUGCCUUAAGCCGUCCACCGGCUUCAACCGGAAGAACGCGUCCGUCAAGAAAAUCGGUCGCGGCUACGCCGCUGGUGACAGCAACAACAACCCAUCAAGGGCCCUGGGAACUUCAACGCUCAGGUGUGUGUACUCCCUCCUUCACAUACCAUUUGAUUUUUGACCUUUACAAUUGGCUGAUUCGUCGUCGUUUGUCUUUUUGUGGGUCAUCAUCCUGAACCACCCUUUAAAACCGUGCAUUGGAUGUUCAAAUGCGCCAAAUUCCACUAGAAAGAAAGCCGCUAACUAAUAAAAACGUCUUUGAAAAUAAUUGACACACCUGUCAGGUUCUUUUUAUGCCAAAGAAAGCCUUUAGGAUGUGUGCUGGUCUAACCUGUGUCUUGAGUUUUUAGGUUCUUUACACCGGAAUUUAGGUCCAACGCCCUGGCGGAGACCACUAUAAAAGGUGUGCAGAGGUAAUACCUACUCUAUUUUGUCCCGAUCAGGAGUCUGUGUCUCUUGUUUAGUGCCUGUGUUGCAGGUAGGUAAUUUUACUGAAAGAUGCUGAAUGUUUAAUUGAAGGCUGGUAUGUUUAAGUUAGGUUUUUAACUGGAUUGUAACCUUUUGGUAGUAUUUAUGCAUUUACAAGCACAGGACUCACUAAACAUGUCGUUGCUUGAGUGUAUGGUGUUUUUUUUAAUUUAAUAUCUCCCGCUUCUAUUGAGCGUAAGUGACAAUAACGAGUUAUAACCAUGUGACAGAGAAGCCAGCUUAAAUGCCGCCCAAAAAGAUCCACAUCAACAUGGUGGUCAUCGGCCACGUCGAUUCCGGCAAGUCCACCACCGCCGGCCAUCUCAUCUACAAGACCGGCAGCAUCGACGAGAAAACCAUCAAGGAGAUCGAGAAGGAAACUCAAAAUAUGGGAAAGGGCUCCUUCCAGUACGCCUGGGUCCUGGACAAACGGAAGGCGGAGCGUGAGCGCGGCAUCACCAUUGACAUUGCUCUGGAGAAGUUGGAGACCGACAAGUACUCUAUGACAGUCAUCGACGCCCCAGGGCACAGGGACUUCAUCAAGAACAUGAUCACCGGCACCUCUCAGGCCGACUGCGCCUUGCUGAUCGUCUCCGCCGCCGCUGGCGAGUUUGAGACCGGCAUGUCCAAGAAAGGACAGACCCGCGAGCACGCCCUGCUGGCCUUCACCCUCGGUGUGAAGCAGCUCAUCGUCGGUGUCAACAAGAUGGACUCCACCGAGCCCCCCUACAGCCAGGAGCGUUUUGAGGAAAUCACUGAGGAAGUCAAAACCUAUAUCAGUAGUAUCGGUUACAAGACCAACACCGUUGACUUUGUGCCCAUCUCUGGCUGGCACGGAGACAACUUGCUGUCGCAUAGUGAAAAGAUGAGCUGGUUCAAGGGCUGGAAUAUUGAGGGCCCCGUGGGCAGUGGAACCACCCUGUACGAGGCUCUGGAUGCCCUCCGUCCUCCUCCUCGUAUCAUCUCAAAGCCCCUCCGUCUGCCCCUGCAGGACGUCUACAAAAUUGGAGGUAUUGGAACAGUCCCUGUGGGCCGCGUGGAGACCGGUGUGCUGAAGCCCGGCAUGGUGGUCACCUUCGCUCCCCCCAACCUGACCGCUGAGGUCAGGUCUGUGGAGAUGCACCGCAUCUCUCUGAAAGAGGCUUUGCCCGGCGACAUUGUCGGCUUCUACGUGAACAACGUGUCCGUCACAGAAAUCCGGCGUGGCUACGUCGCUGGUGACGAAAACGACCCACCCAAGGCGGCUGAAUACUUCAACGCUCAGGUGGUGGUCCUUGACCACCCUGGCCGGAUCAAGGCCGGCUACACACCCGUGCUGGACUGCCACACAGCUCACAUCGCCUGCAAGUUCCAGGAGCUUCUCAAGAAGAUGGACCGUCGUUCCGGCAAAGCGUUUGAGGACAACCCUGAGUUUGUCGGGUCUGGAGACGUCGCCAUUGUUAAGAUGGUUCCCCAGAAGCCCAUGGUGGUGGAGACCUUCUCUUCGUACGCUGCCCUGGGUCGUUUUGCUGUGCGCGACAUGAAGCAGACGGUGGCCGUCGGCGUCAUCAAAUCCGUUGUGACCAAGGAGUAGUGUUGUCCCGAUACCAAUAUUUUGGUACCGGUACCAAAAUGUAUUUCGGUACUUUUCGAUACUUUUCUAAAUAAAGUG